AUGGUGGCAAUACCCAUUACCAGUAAUCGCCACUCGAUGGACACUGAGCCAACCGAAGGCAGUCGCACCUAUGCCAUCAUCGUCUGCGCUUUUGCGUCGCUCGGAGGGUUUUUCUUCGGCUAUGACCAAGGUGUGACCUCCGGCGUAUUGAUCAUGGACUCGUUUCUAAACGACUACUGUGUCGGGUGGCACAAUUUCACUUAUGAAGAGUGUACACGUUCCACCUCCGACCUUCCUGGGCAAUGGACGACCUUCACCGUGUGGUACAAUAUGGUAUACAACCUCGGUUGUCUGGUUGGCGCUCUGAUCGGCGGCUACGUCGCCGACAGGUUCGGUCGUCGAGCAACGAUCUUCUCCGCCGGUAUUCUGUUCUGUAUCGGAACGACCUGGGUGUGUCUGAACCCCGCGCAGGACCACACACUCAUGUACAUUGCGCGUGUCGUGCAGGGCUUCGGUGUCGGUAACUCAUCGUUCUCGCUCCCGCUGUUCGGAUCCGAGAUGGCACCAAAGGAGCUUCGAGGACGUCUGUCCGGUUUGAUGGUGUUCCCGGUCACUUUCGGCCAGUGGCUCGCUAACCUGAUCAACAUCCUGGUGGAGGACAACAAGCACGGCUGGCGUAUCAGUAACGCCGUGGCCAUGAUUCCUCCGGUGAUCGUCAUGUGCGGCAUCUUCUGCGUGCCUGAGAGCCCUCGAUGGACGUACCAACAGAAGGGCAAGGAGAAAGCCGAGGCGGUUCUAAAACGUCUGCGUCAAACUGACAACGUUCGUCACGAGCUCGAAGCUAUCGGAGAUCAAAUUGCCCAAGAAGAGGCGGAAGGACUGGGACUUAAGGAGCUCUGGGAGCCGUCGAUCCGUAAGCGUGUUAUUAUCGCCAUGGUGUUCCAGCUUGGACAACAAGCGACAGGUAUCAACCCAAUUAUGACCUACGGUUCGCUUAUCUUCAAGGACAUCACGGGUGCCGGAAUCUACGCAUCACUACUGCUGAGUGGCGUUAAUUGCCUAAGUACUAUGCCCGGUUUGUUCAUGUUGGACAAGUUUGGUCGUCGACAAAUGGCUCUCAUUGGAGCCUGCGGCAUGUUCUUAGGUCACUUAUUCGCUGCCGUUCUGUUCACGGCGAUCUGCGACGGUAACGUCGACGACUCCGGUUGUCCCCAGGUUGGAGGCUGGUUUAUCUGCAUUGGAAGUGCAUUCUUUGUCUUCAGCUACGCCGUGUCGUGGGGUGCAGUGCCCUGGAUUUACUGCUCCGAGAUCUUCCCCAUGAACGUGCGAGCGACGGCUGUGUCCCUAUCAACGGCUGCCAAUUGGGUCGGCGGUGCGCUCAUGACGGAAAUUGUCAAGCUGUUCCCACACCUGAACAUCAACGGCGUCUUCUUCCUGUUCGCUGGACUCAGUGUGUGCUGUGGUGUGUUCGUAUACUUUUUCUGCCCGGAGACUAAGGGUCUUCUUCUCGAGGACAUUGAAGAGCUUUUCCACUCGCGCACUAGUGCCAAAUCACCUGCAUACGUCGAGGUCAAGUCUCCGGUCGUCGUAGCGUAAAAACAUCCCGAUCCACAGGCUCAAAAACGAGUGUGUGUAGGUUGAUCAUCAGUCAAAAGUACCAGAAACCUGUAGUGCCAUAAAACCAAAAAUAAAACCCACAAUUCAGAUUUGAAA
Phytophthora nicotianae INRA-310 is the source of this 1653-nucleotide messenger RNA. RefSeq lists its product as hypothetical. The coding region runs from base 1 to 1536 and encodes 511 amino acids. The transcript has a single exon. Gene Ontology annotation, molecular function: carbohydrate:proton symporter activity. Gene Ontology annotation, biological process: transmembrane transport; carbohydrate transport. Gene Ontology annotation, cellular component: membrane. The record is from RefSeq and is a predicted model, not a curated record. Lineage: Eukaryota; Oomycota; Peronosporomycetes; Peronosporales; Peronosporaceae.